Laccaria bicolor S238N-H82 is the source of this 1131-nucleotide messenger RNA. RefSeq lists its product as uncharacterized. Gene Ontology annotation, molecular function: carbon-sulfur lyase activity. The transcript has a single exon. NCBI's taxonomy places the organism in Eukaryota, Fungi, Basidiomycota, Agaricomycetes, Agaricales, Hydnangiaceae. The record is from RefSeq and is a predicted model, not a curated record. Bases 1 to 1044 code for a protein of 347 amino acids.
AUGACGACCUACAUCCAAGCAAAAUGCCACUGCGGCCUCAACUCGUUCAAAAUCGCGUUCAAAACCUCGGACCUGCCGCUGUCAACGGCCGCGUGUCACUGCAACUCGUGCCGCCAUACCACAGGCCAGAUGUUGGUUAUCGAUGUCCCCAUCCAUGGGGUACCACUCUCCUCCACGGCUGAGGGUGAUGCCGCAGCGAGCCUUGAAGGCCUGACGGCAUAUAAGUCGUCGAAGGACAUGACGCGAUACUUUUGCACAAAGUGUUCCGCCUACUUCUUCUUCCAUAACGGCAUUCAUGACGUCUGGGCCGUGUUUGCUGGCGUGCUGGAGAAGGUGGACGAGGUUCUGAAUGUUAAGAGUCACAUUUGGGUUGAGGAUACCCUGGAUGGAGGGAUCGCAGACCAUUACCGUACCGUGAACGACGUCGUGCUUCCCAGAUACGCACAGCGUGCAACCAGCGAGACGCUCCCCCUCGGGUGGAAGGCAAAAGAGUUGGCUAUGAAAGCUGACACUGAGACCCAUCCGCUCCACUGCCACUGCAAGGCCAUCUCCCUCGCGCUCACUCGCACUACUGAGAUAAAGGAUCCAAAGGAUUAUUGGCUCGUACCCGGCAAAGAAGAAGGCGCACCGAUACGCUUCAUCGCCGCACACUGCUUUUGCAGUGAUUGCAGGUUGUCCAGUGGAUCUCAGAUUCAGAGUUGGGUGAUCGUUCCGCGCGUGAAUGUAAUAGAUGCGAGCACUUCUGCCUCAGUCGACCCCGAAAACGCGGCAGCUAGACCCAAAGGGUUGAAGCAGUACGAGUCUAGCCCAGGGAAGUUCCGCGAGUUCUGUGGCACGUGUGGUGCUACUGUGUUUUGGUGGCGGGAGGGCGUAUCACAUUUCGACCUCUCCGCUGGGUUGGUUGAUCAGGAGGCUGGAGGGGCUAGGGCCGAGAAAUGGUUGUCUUGGUACGACAGAAUCAUUCACCCAAAGGAUGCGAUCAGCCCAGCCACUUUGGCUGCGUUGACCGAGGGUGUGAAGGCGGCAAAGGCUGAAGAAGUUUGACAGCGCACAUUUGAUUCCGAAUUUGUAUAAGUAGACCAUGUUACUUUUCUGUGGUGAUUACGAGAAAUCCAGCUCAAUCCUCCUCUU